GGGUCCCAUUGAGAAGGCGACUCUGUUGGACUUGGUGCUGUUUACAAGCGGAGGCGGCGGAGAGGAGCGGCGGCUCGAAGGCAGCGCCCAAAAGCCCGGCCCAGGAGGAUUGCGGGGACUUCGGGAGAGUUUGGGGGAGCCUCUGGCAGAAAGGGAGCCCCCGGAAGCCCCCGAUCCCACCUUCUCCGCAGAGAUCUGCGGAGGAAAAGGCCCAAAGGGUGGAAGGCAGCUCCGUGGGAAGGAGCACGACCUCAACCGUCGCCCGGCUUUUGCAGAGAGGAGCUCCUGGUUCGAGAGAGAGAGAGAGAAGUUGUUUGAUGUAAUUCCUGAGACUACAGUCUGCUGUAUCAUUUCGUGGUAGAGCUGGUAUGAGACGUUUAUGCUUGGUUCUACAAUGAGUAUGCCACGACUGCCAAACAAGAUGCCCCCGGAGUUUAGGAAUAUGUGUGUGCUGCUGCCAAACCGAGACCAACUCAGCGUGACCGUCGGGGCAAAAGCAACUGGACAAGAACUUUUUGACAAAGUUUGUGACAUUCUGAAAAUUAAGGACCCCCACUUCUUUGGCAUCAGUGUUGUAAAAAACAAUGAAUAUGUAUUUAUUGACCUGGAGCAGAAACUUUGUAAAUACUUCCCAAAGGAGUGGAAGAAGGAAACCAGCAAAGCAACAGAGAAGUUCAGCCCUCCUUUGGUUACUUUCUUCAGAGUACAGUACUAUGUAGAAAAUGGACGAGUCAUAAGUGACAAGGUAGCCCGGCACUAUUACUACUGUCACCUCAGGGAGCAAGUCCUGAGAUCUCGGUGUACAGACAAAGAAGAAAUCUACUUUCUGUUGGCUGCCUAUGGUCUGCAAGUAGAUGUGGGUGACUACCAGGAAGAUUUUCAUAGAGAAAACUAUUUUGAACCCCAGACUUAUUUUCCACAAUGGAUAAUUGCAAAGCGGGGGAGUGAUUACAUCCUGAAGCAUGCUCCAAAAAUGCACCGAGAACAGCAAGGCCUGUCAACCAAAGAAGCUAUCCUGCAGUAUGUCAAGGAAUCAUGCUUGUUGGAAGACGUGCCUGUCCACUUCUACAGAUUGCAGAAGGAUAAGAAGGAGGAGCGCCCUACAAUCAUCCUAGGUCUAACCCUUAAAGGGAUGCACAUUUACCAGGAAGUGAACCAUGUUCGCCAACUUCUCUAUGAUUUCCCCUGGUCAUAUAUUGGGAAACUUGCAUUUCUGGGGAAGAAGUUUGUGAUCCAGCCUGAUGGUUUGCCUUCUGCCCGUAAACUGGUAUACUAUACCGGCUGUCCUUUUCGAUCUCGGCACUUGCUGCAAUUGCUCAGCAACAGUCACCGUCUUUUUCUUAACAUCCAGCCUGUACUUAAGCAGAUCCAAUUGAUGGAAGAUGCAGAAGAGAAGAAACGAUAUCGGGAAUCCUACAUCAGUGAUACAUUGGAGAUGGAUCUUGAUCCAUCAGACAAGCAUUCACAUGACAGUGGAAGUAGCAGAGGCAGUGAGAGAAACAAUCGGUUGUCUCGACAAUCAACAGAUAGCCAUGGCAGCUCCCAUACAUCUGGCAUAGAGACUGAUUCAAGACACCGGAUCUCUGUGGAGAUGUCAGUGGAUGAACCCUUUGUUAUGAGUCGGGUUCAUCAGAAAGACCAGUCUUGUAGCUCAAAUAUCAGCUGUGGCAGUUCUGGCAUUGAUAGUGGUGGCAAAGAGAGAGCAGAAGAAGAUUCUCAGGAUGAUGAAGUUGAGUUAGUAGUAGACGAACCAGAAGAAGUACCAGUGGAUGGAUCUCCAUUGGAAGAAGUGGUUCAUGAAGAGUCUGUUGAUUCUCAUUCAGAAAAUGGUGUAUGUUGCGAAGAUGUUAAUAAGAACCAUCUUUCAGUAGUACAAGUCACGUUAAUAAAAGUGAAAGGCCAAAGUGUGGAAUCCCUUCAGAUUACACAGCCCAAAGCUACGAAGUGCCCUGACCAGCAUAGCCAAAGUCUAGAUGACAUUCGUCUUCACAAGUGUCUUCACCCACCACUCAGUGCCACCCUGUCUUCAGAUACCUCCCACAGCUACACCUUUGGUUGUGCAUUAGAGGACAAACUGGCCAGCUAUGGAUGUGUUUAUUCAACAGCUGACUGUAAAACCAAGUCAGCUCUCUAUGGAAAGAGAUCUAUGAACUGUUUGUCUCUGGACCUCUUGGGAGAAGAUCAGCUUCCAGAGGAAUUUGUGGUGUGAUCACACUGAAGAAGCACUUGGGUCCAUCUGGCUGAACAGCAUCUGCAAAAAUGAAAUGACUAAUGGUCAAAUGGGAAAGAGAAGCUGUUCUCUCCCUGUAUCUCUAUACCUCAUAAUGUGGGAAAGCUGCUUAUUGCUUGCCCCUCUGUGGUUUAUCCUUUUUUGUUCAACAGACCUGAUCAAAGUGCAAGUUAAUAGUUAAAGUUGUCAUUGCUCCAGUAUUGGAGGAGGGCUUUUGAACCAUUGGCAAGAACAUCUUUCUCUCUAAAAUGCCUGGUGGGCAAAUGAUUUACACUAACGAACACACUUGGCAGACACACAGCUAUAUUUGCUUACUUUUUUAAGACAAACUGGUUUGCUGUAUUGUGGGUUUUCCCCCCACACUGCUUCAUCGUGUGUAAUUCUUUGGAAGAUUGCUUUCCCAGGAUGUCCCUCCAUUAACUAUCUGCCAAAAGUAUGCACUGCAAUGGCCUUGUGUCGUAAGCAGUUUUCAGUGUGUAUGUCCAAAUAUUUUGGAAAUAAUAGUGAUACCUGUUGACAUGUUUUAUUAUUGUGUAUUUUAAAUCUUCAAGAAGCUGUUUGAAUGCCAUUUCUUAUUUUAGCAUUUGCUUCUCCAAAUCAAAGCCAUUUCCUGCAAAAGUGACCAGAAAGUCAACUGCAGAUUAUUAUUUGAUACAGGUAGCAUUUUAUACCAGAUUAUUUGUAAGGUGCUGAAUUGCGCUGUAGGGCAACAUAUAAGAAAACUGUGAGUUGGUUUUUAGAAGUAAAAAUGUCAGAAAUUGCUUACAAAUGAUAACACAUGCCAGCAAUUUCUGUAGGACUUCUUUAUGACUUUCCCAGAACUGUAGAAAUAUGACAACUUUCCUUUGAGGUUUAUGGACAGUUCAGUGUGCAUUGGAAGUUGAUUUCACUAAGAUACAAACAGCCUUCCAUAGGGUGGUAAGAACAGAAGGUAGGGAAAGAAUCCUGUUAAUUAAGAUUGAUUCCAGAAUUAGUCUUAAUUCUGAAAUACUCCUUAAUCCUUUCUUUGUUUCACCAAGAAUGAUGCCUUAACUUUUAUGAACAAUGUAACAGUAUACUUCAUAUCUUCUUAAUAUGCUCUCCCCUCAUGGACCAGUUAAUACAUUCAUGUUUUUCACUCACUGACUGUAUGGACAAGUCAAAAUGACCUUUUAGCAUGGAGCCAAAUUUCUCUUGAAUUUUUACAGCACAAACCAAUAUAUUUUGAGUAGAAGGAGUGAGAGGGAUUUUAUGGUUGAAGGGUGGUUACAAUUCUGGGUAGCUCAGCAUCACAUCAUAGUUCUACAUUUUGACCUAAGUUUCCAGGUUCUGCCAAUAGUUUCCUUUUCCAGAGUGAAAAAGAAACCAUCACUAUCAUAGUUUUCCAGUAACCCCCAGUCCUUCCAAAGUACUUCAGUUUCACUCACUGCCACAUGAAAUAAAGUGACAUAACUCCCCCCUCAAUUGGGAUAGUAAAUUUGGAGGCAUGAUUCAAGUCAGAUUCAUUGCCUGUCCAUUUAAAUUAGCCCUUUAUCACUACUUCCCAAACUCUUAUUCCAGUACACAUACAAUUGCUUACAAGUGGAAAUAGCCAAUGCAUUUGACCUUGAAUUAUUUAAUGCUAGCCUAAACAAAAUAUCAAACUGAAAGCAUUGUUCCUCCUCUCCCCCUCCCCCAAUUAUAGAAGUGGAGGACCCAAACAACCAGCACAAUGUUAAAGCCCCACACUUGCAUUCGUAUCUGGAUCAAGCAGUCAUACACUUGUUUUUCCUACUCACACAAUUGUUAAUUAAGUUAUUUGUGUAUUUUCUUGUUUGACCCCCACUGUUGGGUAACAAAAAAAGAAGCAAACGAGCGUUGUACAUAACUGAGUUAACCCAUUCUAAAUAUUUCCAUAUAUUUUCAUUGUCUCCUUUCAUGUAGUGUUGCAUUGUUUCAAGUGCAGGUGUGCUUUGAUGGCAAAACUGAGAAUGCAAUUCAAGCAACAUAUGAUUAUCUUAAUAAUAUUAUUCCUUCUUUUUGCAGUAUAAUAUUUGUUUUGUCUACCCCAAGUUUGUUCCCUAGAACAUGUUCUUCUAGAUUGGCGUUGCUAUAGAGAUAAAUUAAGGGGUCAAGGAAACCCACUUCCCACAAAAUUGUAGGGCUGGCAAAACCAGUAACAUCUACAGGAGUUUUAUUUUAUCUGCUUCCAAGCAUUUAAAGAGGAGGAGCAGGGGGAGGAGGGAUGCAGAUGAAAGGUUACUGUUCUGACACAUUUUAUUUUCUUGCAAAAAGGAUGAGAAGGAAACCACAGGUUCUGGGAACUACCUGUAAAGAAGGUCUCUUUCACAACCCCCAUGAAAAUUAAUGAACGUUUCCCUUCUGUAGAGUUUGGGCAGGACCUCUUCCCAAUAGAUUGUGCCUCUUCUUAGUUUUGCUAGUUUGAGUUUUAGUGAUUGUUAUAAACCUAUUAGUUGCCCUAAGGCCUAUGUAUGGAAAUGGUGUUGGACUGCAGUUCUCAGUAUCCUGAGAAGUUGUCACCCAUCAAGAUGUAGGGCCUUUUCACGCUGCACACUUAAAGCUGUAUGGUCCCACUUUAAUUACCACAACUAUGUUCUGUGGAAUGCAGGAGUUGCAGUGUAGUGAGAUACUAGAAUUUUCUGGCUAGGGAUUCUAAAUGUACCUUCUUAAAAUGCAGAUCCCAAAAAUCCAUAUAAGGCUGCCAUGGUAAUUAAAAUGGAAGCAUAGUGCUUAAAUUGUGCAAUGUGAAAGGGCUCCUAGAGGGCCCCAGGAUUCCAGUCAUCCUCUUGGUAAUUUUAUUUUUUGAAUCUACUCUAUAGCACCUUCUCCCUCCUGUUUUAACAAAUGCUAACUUUCAUAUCCAUUGAGGACAUGUAUGAAACAUUAGUAGCAUCCCCUUCGAGUUGUUCCCUUCACAUGUUGCACAUUGCUUUAGGCUAUUAUAUACUUUCUCUGUUUUUAACCCAUAUAUUCAUAUUUAUUUUAUUUUAGUACGUGAAAAAGAAAAUCCUGCAAUUUUUCAUGUGCCUUGACCCAGCUUUUCAAGACAGGUAUAAUAUGAUAGUGUCCAGUAUGAGGGCUUGCUCUCCCAGGGAGUCAUGGAAUCCAGGAGUGAUCCUGCUAAAUACAGGUUGCUUAAAGUCUGGAUGAAUACUGUUCCCCCCACAAUCUUUUCUUUCCUAUUGAAAAGGUAAUAUGAAAAGCUGGACCAAGAGUGAUACAAAUGUGUCUUAAUGAAAAUUCUCCAAGAACUGUGAUGGUUAUUAUGCAAUUUUCUUUUGAGUCUCUUGAAUAUGAGAGUUCUCUCACACACACAGACAUACACACAUAUAUUGGUUUUCAUCAUAAGGUUCUGUUUUAUGUUUAGUUUAGCUGCAGUUUGGAAUUUUUAUUUUAUUGUUUAAAGGCUUUUAAUCUACUGAAGAUAUGAAAACCUGCUGUCAAUAUUUGUUCAGCUGUAAGAUACUGAUUGCAGUCACUCCAUUUUUAAUGACUGAUGUUCCUCCUUUCCAUGAAAGGAAAUCUUUUGUAUGGGAAAAACACAUGAACAACACACAUAGAUUGAUUUUUCUGUCUCUGUAUACAUAUGUAAUAAAAUGAUAGAAAAGCAA
Anolis sagrei ordinatus is the source of this 5820-nucleotide messenger RNA. It is a transcript of the gene FRMD1, whose product is annotated as FERM domain containing 1. The record is from RefSeq and is a predicted model, not a curated record. Gene Ontology annotation, cellular component: cytoskeleton; cytoplasmic side of apical plasma membrane. Gene Ontology annotation, biological process: positive regulation of hippo signaling. NCBI's taxonomy places the organism in Eukaryota, Metazoa, Chordata, Lepidosauria, Squamata, Anolidae.